UGUUAGGUCUAGAGUUGCUAUGACAGCGGUGCAUGACUGUGUUCUCUAGCGAAGGUUUUUGAAUGAUAAGAAUGAGUAAGAAACGUGGAACGAGGUUGAAGAAAAACACGGGAACGAUAAAAAUGUAUGGAGACCCGAAAGCAGUCGCUGCUCUGCUCGGAAUCGACGAAACGAAAGAAACGAGAUUUUAUAAGAGAGAGAAGGUGGAAACAGUGAGGAAAGAGAUUGCUUGUGGAGUUAAUACGACGAAGGAUGAGUGUGGAAUUGAAGCAAGGGCGCAGGAAGAGUCAAUGUCAGACUUGGAGUCAUUGGCUGAUUCUCUUGACAAUCGAUCAAACAAUUCAGACAGUUUUGAUUCAUCUGAUGGAUUUGACUCAAGAGCUUACUCUCCUUCAUUACCAACCAACAAACAACAGAUCAAAGCGUUUGUAGAACCUUCUACGAAAUUAAGAAAUGCAGAAGAAGAAGAAGAAGAAGAAGGAGAGGAAGAAGGACAAGCAAGCGACAUACAGAACGAGCAGGAACUGGAUGUUUUAGGUCACGUGACACAACAGAAAACGGUGGAAGAGAUUGACUCAGUAUUGGCAGGAGACGAGGAGGUGGAAGGACGAAAAGAAAUUGUUGCAAAUUUGUUGAAUGUCAAAGUGUUGGGAUUGAGUCUACCGAGUAUUACUGACACACGUGGAACUGUCCAAGUACAUGACCUCCAUACUAGGACUACUAAGGCUGCCAAUUACAAGCCACGUACUUUAGCAGAUUAUAAGAGAUGGAAGCUAGCACAACAAGAUCGUAAACUCGGUCAAUUGGGUUUUGAUCAUCUCAACCCGGAAUAUCAGAAACGACUAGCAAAAGCAUCACGACAACAGGAAUACUCGAGGUCAAUCAGACACAAACCGUCCGACGUUCGACACACAAAGAAGCUCAUUUCUCUACCUAUUAUUCCAGAACAGUCAAAGAGAGAACAAGCGCUCGAAUAUGCUCGAAAGAACAAGCAGACGUUGACAUUACGAGUGAAGAACCAAACGAGAAACAAAACGAGCAAGAAAGUGAACGCUGAGUUGUCAUUAGUUGAUGUAAUGAAGGCGAGACAUGCAAGAGAGAAACAGUUGAUUGAUAAUCUGAGAAGAGAAGUAGCAACACUUCGAUAAGAAACAUGUUCUAAUAGAAUUUAGUUGUCAAGCUAAUUAACAUUAUACGAGUAAUAAGUUAUGUUUCUA
This is a messenger RNA of Corticium candelabrum, 1217 nucleotides long. RefSeq lists its product as uncharacterized. Lineage: Eukaryota; Metazoa; Porifera; Homoscleromorpha; Homosclerophorida; Plakinidae. The coding region runs from base 63 to 1148 and encodes 361 amino acids. The record is from RefSeq and is a predicted model, not a curated record. The transcript has a single exon.